Messenger RNA from Lates calcarifer (barramundi perch), 2102 nucleotides. RefSeq names its product finTRIM family, member 86 (gene ftr86). Bases 54 to 1886 code for a protein of 610 amino acids. Lineage: Eukaryota; Metazoa; Chordata; Actinopteri; Centropomidae. The transcript has 10 exons. Gene Ontology annotation, molecular function: protein binding; zinc ion binding. The record is from RefSeq and is a predicted model, not a curated record.
UUGCCAUCUUUGAGUGCGUUCUCCUAUUUCUAGCUCCCCUUCCUUCCACCGUAAUGGCCACCUGGACCGAGGAGGAGACCUUUGUCUGCUCGGUUUGCCUGGACACCCUGAAGGACCCGGCCACGCUCCCAUGCGGGCACUCGUACUGCUUGGCUUGCAUCCAGAGCCACUGGGACAAAGGGGACAGCAAAGGCCAGUACAGCUGCCCCCAGUGCAGGCAGGUCUUCAACCCCAGACCCUCGCUGGCCAAGAGCACCGUCCUUGCGGAGGCCAUGGAGAAACUCAGAACCAACAGCAUCAAGCAAACAGCUCCACCAUCCAAUCCCAUCUACCUGGAGGUCCUGCCGGGUCCUGGGGGGCCGGGGCCGGGGCAACAGGGCAGUGUGUACCCCCAGCUCCCCACAGUGGAGCCCAGACCCUGUCCUCACCACAACCGACCCCUGGACCUGUUCUGCCACGAGGACAGGGAGUGUGUUUGUGAGGUCUGUUGUCAGCAGGGACACAAGGGACAUCAUGUGCUCAAACCGGAGGAGGAGAGGACUCACAGACAGAAGGAGCUGGUUCAGAUGCAGGAGGAGGUGCAGAGGAGGAUUCAGGAGACAGAAAAGAAGCUUGUGGAGCUCCCUCAUGCUGCUCGCCAGCACAAAGCCUUGGUCCAGGCUUUGGAGCAGGAGAGCACAGAUUUAUUCUCAGAGCUCACCAAGACUGUGAGCACAACAGACAACCAGGUUGGCGAGCUCCUCGGCGCCCACGAGACCUCCCUGGGCAGCCAGGUGGAGGGGCAGAUCCACAGGCUGGAGCAGGAGGUGGCACAGCUCCGGUGGAGGAGCGAGGAGCUGAGCAGACUGGCUGACAUGCAGGAUCACAUCUGCUUCCUGAAGAAUUUCCAGAUCAUGGAGCCGCUUGGUCAGACAGGUGCGACAGGUGUGUCGGUGCUGAGUAAGGAGGAGGAGGUGGUGGCCUCCGUCCGCUCGGCCAUGAAGGAGUUACAGACGUCGAUACAGGAGGUCUGCAAGGCCAGUCUGACCAAGAUCGCCUCUAUAGUGAAUCCCAACCCUGAAGCUUCACCUCCCACUGUUGCAGCAGCAGGAGCUUCAUCAGGUGACACCUGUGGUCAACCAACUACACAAAACACAGUGUAUGAAAUGACCACAGACCCUCCACCUUUGCCGCCUCCGCGACCUCAAGGGCAUACAUCUUCAUCCAAAUAUCCAGUUCCUCAUCCUGUAUGUCCUCAAGCUUCAGCCCCUCCUCUACCCUUCCCUCCUCCACAACCUCAAGCACCUCCUGCAGCAACGACAGGGCUUGUGAAUCCAGAACCAAAGACUAGAGGAGAGCUGUUGAAAUUUCGCUUCGAACCCACCAUGGACCCCAACACGGUGUAUCGCCACGUGCAGCUUUCAGAUGGAGGUCGAAAGGCCACGAUGCGGGCCGAAAACCUGAACCCGCCGGACCAUCCCGAACGCUUCCACUUCUGGAGACAGGUCCUCUGCAGAGAGCCUCUGGGUGGGAGCCCUUACUACUGGGAGGUGGAGUGGACCGGCCAAAAGAUCACCAUUGGCGUGGCCUACAAGGAGAUGGAGCGUAAAGGUUCUGAUGACAAAAGCCGUUUGGGCCACAACCCCCAGUCCUGGAGCUUGUACUGGUCUGGGACCGGCUUCUCCUUCUGGCACGAUGGGCAGGAAAAACUCCUUGGCUCACCAAAGGCCAAAAAGAUCGGUGUCUACCUAGACCAACACGCAGGAGUUCUGGCCUUUUACCGCAUCUCCCACAAUCAGGCUGACCUCAUCCACCGGCACCAGACCCAGUUCACUGGGCCACUGUACCCUGGGUUCAGGUUCUGGGCAGGAGUAGGGGCCACAGUGACUGUUUGCCAGUUGGAUUAAGUUCUAUAUAGAUGACGCCGUAUUGUUUUUUGACACUGGUCUGGUUGGAAGCAUGUGACACUUUUGAAAAAAGGAAGUAACUGUCUUCUUGCUCUGGAGAUUCUUCUAGAUAAGAAAUGAAAAUGUUCAGGAAUGUCCUGUUUUCAUAAUAUUCUUAUUGACCUGAUGUAAGUCUUUGUAAGUUAAUAAAUGAUUAAUAAACAUGCACUUCAUCUA